Culex pipiens pallens (northern house mosquito) is the source of this 2893-nucleotide messenger RNA. RefSeq names its product beta-mannosidase (gene beta-Man). Bases 147 to 2885 code for a protein of 912 amino acids. Lineage: Eukaryota; Metazoa; Arthropoda; Insecta; Diptera; Culicidae. The transcript is spliced from 8 exons. The record is from RefSeq and is a predicted model, not a curated record. Gene Ontology annotation, biological process: glycoprotein catabolic process. Gene Ontology annotation, molecular function: beta-mannosidase activity.
AUCGGGCCGGGUCGGAACAAGUUUAGUCGCGCGCUCUCUCACCCAUCACUACUUGUCGUGCCACCAGAAGAAAGUGGUUGGAACAAGACAAAAAACGGAAUAAAAAGAACACCAGAAAAACACAGAUGAAUUAACACAAGCCUACCAUGCUGGACACACUCAAAUUCUUCCUGUUCGUCAUCCUGCUGCUGAUUACGAUCCUGCUGAACCAGAAUGUCAUAUCGAAGAAGUCGGGCGAGCGAGACCUCAGCCAAUUUUGGCGCCUCGAAAACUCCAACGGAACGCUCAAAAUGGAAAACCAGUCCAUCCCCUCCGGUGUCUACACUGCCCUCGAGGCCGCCCUGAUCAUCGAGUCCAUCCUGGACCACAAGAACGACCUCACCACCAAGUGGAUCGCCCUGGACAACUGGACGUACACGCUGGAUGUAGCUUGUGACGUGCAGGAUCUUAACUUUACCAACGUUGUGCUAACGCUUCAUGGAGUUGACACGUUUGCCGAUGUCUACCUGAACGACGAGUUGCUCGGCUCGACGGACAACAUGUUCGUCCGGUACCGGUUCAACGUGCGCAGGCAGCUUCGCCACGAGUGUAAAACUACCAGCAAACUUCGGAUCGAGUUGAAAUCUCCGGUAACGACGGCGAAAGCGCUGUCCGCAAAGCACGAACAGCUCAAGAUUGUGCCGGAGUGUCCGCCGGAGGUCUACAACGGCGAGUGUCACGUCAAUCUGAUCCGCAAGAUGCAGGCCAGCUUCGCGUGGGACUGGGGACUGGCGGCACCGUCGAUGGGCAUCUGGAAGCCGGUUCGGUUGGAGUUUUACGAUUCCGCCAAGGUGCGGGACGUGACGUUCGUGCUGAGCGACGAGGAGACGGAGUGGAGUGUGCGGAUUGGGGUACACCUGGAGACGGGGACGGUGGCAAGGCGGGUGAAGGGGACGUUGACGUUUAAGCUGUUAGGGAUUGAGAUCGAUAGUCCGGUGAUCACCGUUGAUGAGACGAGCAACGAGGCUGGAGAACUGUUCGUCGAAGGUAGCAUGAUCGUGGCGAAGGAAGCCGUCAAGCUGUGGUGGCCCAACGGGUACGGACGUCAAACGCUGUACAACCUGUACGUCAAGUGGGAGGACGACCUGAUCAACAGCAUCCAGCUGCGCGAUCGUGACACCAUGAUUUCCGAGAAGAUCGUACGGGUUGGCUUUCGGAGUGUUCAGCUGCGUCAGGAAAAGGCCAACGAUCGCGGGUUGAUGUUCUACUUUCUGGUGAACGAGAUCCCGAUCUUCAUGAAGGGUUCCAACUGGAUACCUUCAUCGGUACUGCCGGAAAGUUCGUACGACGAGAACUACGUCAAGUUCCUGCUGUACGCGGCUCGUGACGCCAACAUGAACAUGCUGCGAGUUUGGGGCGGAGGAGUCUACGAAAGCGACUACUUCUACCAGCUGGCGGACGAGCUUGGUAUCCUGAUCUGGCACGACUUGAUGUUCGCUUGCUCGACCUAUCCAGCGGACGCUGGAUUCCUGGAAAACGUCAAGCUGGAGGUACGCCAGAACGUCCGGCGGAUCCAGCAUCACCCAAGCAUAGCCCUGUGGGCUACCAACAACGAGAACGAAGUCGCGAUCCAGCAAAACUGGUACGGCACCAACGGGAACAAGAACCUCUACGUCGAGGACUACAAGAAGCUGUACGUGGAGACGAUCGCGCCCGAAGUCGAGCGGGAGGACAAGUGGCGAACGGUGCUGAUAUCUUCGCCCUCGAACGGCAAGAAGUCCGUCGAAGACGGGUACAUCUCGGCGAACCCGCAGGAUCCGUUGUACGGAGAUGUGCACUACUACAACUACGACCUGGACGGCUGGAAUCCGAUCGUCUACCGCGGAGGUCGCUUUGUCUCCGAGUACGGCUACCAGUCCUACCCAGCGUACACCAGCUGGCCCGUCCGGGUGCUGAACAACGAGGAGCUAGCCGACCUGAUCAACCAUCGACAGCACAGCCCACUUCGCAACGCACCAAUCAAAACCAUGAUCGAGAAGAACCUCCCCAUGCCCCUGGAAACCAGCCCCAACUACUGGCGCGACAUGAUCUACCUCAGCCAGGUCUCGCAAGCGAUGAUCGUCAAAACGGAAACCGAAGUGUACCGCUCCAAGCGGCUCGAGCACGGCACCAUGGGAGCCCUGUACUGGCAGCUGAACGACGUGUGGAUCGCUCCUUCCUGGUCCAGCAUCGAGUACGGCGGCAAGUUCAAGAUCCUCCACUACUGGAUGAAAGAAAUGCUCGCCGCGCACCACGUCGUCGCGUACAUCAACACCCUCAAGCGGCUAGACCUGUACGCCAUCCGCGACACCCUGGGUCCCGACGAGCAGUGGAAGAUCGAGGUGAACAUCCACCGCUGGGACAGCUUCAUGCCCGUCGACAAUCUCACCUACGACGCGAUCACCGUCCCGGAAAACACCGUCGUCAAGGUCGACUCGUACGACAUCUACGAGCACCUCCACAAGAAGAACCUCGCCCCGAAAGAUCACCUCCUCCUCAUCAACCUGUACCGCAACGGCGUCAAAGAGGCGGAGAACUUUGUCUUCCUGGACAAGGUCAAGAACGCCGCACAGCUCACCACCAGCCCGAACGUCAAGCUGACGCUGGCGACGGUCAGCUGCAAUCCGGCCAACAGUAUCAUGCGCGUGAGCAUCGAACUCUCGGUCAGCAGGCCGGUGGCGUUCCUGUACAUGGAACUGACGCCGGAAAACAGUGCCCUCAAGCAGUGUCAGUUCUCGCGCAACGGGUUCCUGCAGUUUAGCCCCAUCCAGACGGUGUACAUGCAGUGCGUCGAUCCGGGCUGCAAGUCGAAGCUGGCGAGCAGUGAUAUCAGCACGUUGAGUGUUAAUCGGUUGAUGAAUAAAUAGUUGGUAAG